This is a messenger RNA of Aegilops tauschii subsp. strangulata, 591 nucleotides long. NCBI's taxonomy places the organism in Eukaryota, Viridiplantae, Streptophyta, Magnoliopsida, Poales, Poaceae. The record is from RefSeq and is a predicted model, not a curated record.
AUGCCACUCGGGGGCCGUGACGCCCGGCCGCACACCACCGCGCCCACCCCUGCGCGUGCUGCCCCCUACUGCUUCGUGCUGCGGCCGCCGCUCGCCUCGCUCGCAUCCGCCCGCCCGCGCUCGCCUCGCUGGCCGCGCCCGGCUGCGCCUGCUGUCUGCCCCGCCGCGGCUCCCGCUCCGCUCCGGCCGCGCGCCCCGCCUCCACUGUUGCUUGCCGCCGCACUCCGCCUCGCAGCCCCCCCGCGUGUUGUCCGCGACCCGCGCGCCCGGCUCCUCCUUCGCCGCCCCAACCCUGCCGCUGCAUCGCUCCGCCUCAUCCGCGACCACCUCGCGUUGCGCCACCGCCUCCCCUGCUCCGGCCACCUCGGCCAUGGCCUCGCCCCUCUCCUGGCGUCACCGCUGGCCGUUGGCCGCGCGUGCCCCGCGGCCUCCACCGGCCGCCCGUGCGUCCGCUGGCCUCGCCGGGUCCAGUCGCCGCCGCCGGCGUGCGUCGUGCGCGCCCCGCUGCUCCUCCGCCGCUCUGCGCCCGCUGCCGCAUCGACGCCCGUUCGGGCUGGGCACCAGCGCCCCUACGCCCGCGCGUCCGCUUAG